AAAUAACUAAAACUGAAAAUGUCUCCAAAGUCAACUUCAUUCUUCAGAUUGGAUAUUACGGCCUAAAAGGUUUGAAUUUACUUUGAAUUCGAGACAAUUUGUACUUUACUGAAUAACCCUGUGUCUGUUUGUAUUUGUUUUACAAUUUAACAGAAUCAUUAGGAACAUUAGAAAGAUGAGCUGUAUCUGUUUAUUAAAGGUAAUAUUUGCGCUGUGAUCCUCAGUGCAUUCUAGACACAGUAUGAUGUUAGCAGUGACUGCCAAAUGUCCGAUAAAUUGUUUCCAUAAUCUGUUUUAGAAAGAUAAUUAGCUCUUAUAGAUUGCAUGAUCUAUUUAAUAAUUGUGGGAGAUAAAUGUCAAUUGCUACAGUUUUACGUACUGUUUAUUAUUUUCGAGAUUUUGAUACAUAUAUCUAUAUAUUUUUAUGAACGCUAAGCAUACUGUAUUCUAAAACAAUAUUUAUACAUUGCCGCUUAGCGUAGCCUUAUCAAACAUCAAUUUGUCAAACAAGUUAUUGAAGGGGAUAAUGUGUUAGGUAUAUACCAACAGGGAUGGAGGGAGGGGGGCAAAAGGUAGACCAUCAGUUGUUGAAAAAGCUGGAAAAUCAUCAUGAUAGUUGUAGCUAAACAACAAAUGUCCCGUUGACCACCAUUGGUGUAUACCAGCCUAGUGCAUUUAAGAAAAUGCAUAAAGGAAGUUGUUGGUCAAUAAAUAAGACAGUAGGGAGUAUGGCUAACAAACGAUGAAAAAGUCAUCAUAAUAAGAACUUUAUUGGAAAUUCAAUGAAAUUCCGACACAAUCAAAACAUAUCGUCAGACCAAGUAAGGACCAAUGAAGUAAAAAAAACAAAAAAACUUAAAAAAAGAUCUUCUUCUGUUAAGUUGAGAAAUGAACAUCUUAAGGCAUGUUAAUAUUUGGUCUGUCGAGUACAAACAAGUACAACAGUGAGACAGGCUGGCGGGUGACGUGAACACAAGGGAGAGCUUCAGGUAGGUAUCACUACCUCUAGCCUCAUCUCCUGGCAGCUGGAAACUGAAGAGAAAUGUAUUCUUCGGGGUCUUUGUAAAAUAUGCGGUGAUUUCAUCAGAAUUCCCUUUGAAUUCAGGGCAAUUGACACCUUAGUGAAUAAUGUGGCUGGUGGACUACCAUCACUGCAAAAUGUAGACCAAUAUAGGGACAUUUUUUGUUUUUACCUUGAAGCUGAAGGUCAGUGCAGGACUCACCUAAGAGUUUUUGCCUUGACGUUGCAACUCCAGCUAAUCCAAAGACUGAGGAUACCUACACACAGUAUUAGGUCCUUUCUCUCUUCUUCUCUUCGUUUCAUAUGACCGAAUAUCGGAGAGACAGAUUAAGGAUACCAUUCUCAUCUCCCAUUGAAUAUACCAUAAAGACACCAUCUGGUGUGAACCUAAAGGUUUUCUUCCUGUCAUUGACUAUAUUCCAUUACUCCCUGUGACGCAGCCCCUAUCUAUCUUUGUUCAUUUCUGUUUUUAGUUCAAAGGGUGAGAGGGAUCCCCUUUGUUGUGGUUGCUGCCUACCCAUUGAUAUAUCAACGCUGAUCCAUUUCUUGUGCAAUAUAGGGUAAUAUCUAGAAACUCGGCUGACUCGAUGCCGGUUUAUGCUUCUAUUCCCAUUUCAGUGUGCUGCUCAAUGUAGUAAAAGGGUUAAGGACAAAUUCCAGAAACACUUGGCUGCUGUACUACAUUGUAGCAUGGAGCCAACAGCAAGCCUUGCGGAACGGAUUUGUGUAGCAGAACUGACACUCGUAUACCAAAACAUAAUAAUCGCAUGCACGCCGAGGAGAGCGGAUACUAUUGACCCCUUGGUGCCUUGUUCCUCUAUGCUGCGUAUAUGGAAUGGGUCUGUCCAGACUAUUCAUGUUGGGCGAUAGGAAGACCAUGUGUUUUGUUAACUAAACAGUACGUUGUAGUCAGCUAUUAAGUAAAUAUUUUUUAUGGUAUUUGCCGUCAUCGUAGACAAUUUAGAUCAUGAUAUAUGAGUUGUAAAACAUCUUCCGCACAGUGAAGUUGCGUUUUUUUCCCCCAAAUCAGCUAUUUUGUUGUAUAUUUUCUAAGUUUCUAGUUUUCUUCAACUAUGUGAAUAAUCCACAUGGUAAACUAGAGAUAUUCUAAAACGAAUGGAUGAUAAAGUAUUACAAUAAUAAAAGUUCCAACAAAAGUUCCAAUUUGGUAGGAAUGCCAAGAACUGUUCAUAUAGUAUGUGACCACUCAAGAAAUUGAGGGAUAGAAAAAACAAACAGUACAUUGCAGAGCUUGGUGUCCAAUCCUCAUAGAAAUGUGGUAUUGCAUUAAUAUCACAAGGCCUGGCUAAAACCUUUAAAUCUCAUAUGUUUCAAUUAUCUUUCAACUUUGCCUCUGUUUUCUAAUGGCAAAAACAGCAGGAGGACAAUUGAUCUGGCCACCACCAUAAACAGGAAACAUUUGCUUAGGUAAAUGUAAGCCACCACCAUGAUCUGCUGUUUCUGGUUUUUCAAUGGUGGUAUUCUCAGAUUCAUUGCACGUGUGUGAGUGACUGUGGCGUUCCGUACGUGUGUGUGAAAUUAUAUACGUGCUAAUGCUUACUAGUUCUCUUAUGGGGAAAUAAAGAACUGGAAAAAGUCCAGAAGCAGGCUACACAAGUAAUGGGGGAAUGUUGUUUUGCUUAUUCUAGAAAUUAGUUCACCAUAAAAGGUUGAGAUGAUAUUUUAGUAAAAACAGAAAAAAGGUGUGCUAAAAUUUAAAGUGGAAAAUUCAUUAAGCAGCUUCACACGUGUAAUAUAAAGUGCAAUAUACUGCCUCACUCACAAGUGAUAAAGUGUAUAUAGACAAUCAACAUAUAUGUGUAAAAUAUCUAGAAGUGAUAUAGUGCAUAAUUAAAUUAAAUUGCAACUUACACUAACAGUAUUGCUGAGAUAAGCCACAACUCCAAAUGAGGAACAUAAAAAAGGACAGAAAAUAAAAUUUUAUAUACAAUUUUAAUUGUCAGAAACAAUACCCCCAUGGCGCUACAUGGGGCCAUCACCACUGACUCUGGAUAAAAGGGGGACUAAGUUCCUGGACACACGUUGGGGUGGGGGAAGAUGAAGGGACAUGAUGACAUUUGUUCUGAUAAUUGAAAAACAGCGAGGAGACUCACCGGGAGAGAUGGGAAAGGAAUAACCACAGGCAUUGACUGACCACUAGAGGUCCCAAGUACUGAGCGUGGAAAAUGGAAUCGGGGGGAGAAAAAUGUGAAUUGAGCAUGAGGACAAACGGGGAGGGGGGGACGGGGGAGAGGGGGAGAGGGGGAGUUGGGGCAAUGAGAUUGAGGGGGAAGGAUAAAAAUAAAAAAACAUAGAUAAUCAUAUAAAAAAAGGACAAAAAACAUAGUAUAAUAUUGUAAGGUAAAGGUAACUAACUUUCUGGAGAAAAUAGGAAAUUAACUCACAAACAUAGAGCAUAUAAGGCUGCUCUACCUUUUAAUAGCCCAAAUGCAUAGACUUCCACUGCAGCCAGUAUAAAUAGAUGAACAUUGUUUAUUUCCACAUUUACAAGUCAAAAUACUAUAUAGCAGAUAUCACCGGGUCCCUUGUAGCAACAUUCCUGCCUUAGAACACGUGUAGCCGCCGGCUGUUUGUUCUGUUCGUACACGCUCCAGAUGAGGCUGUUUGCAGUCGGAUAGUUCCGGGAGGUGCAGUGUACGUAGUGACGUCUACCCCUAGUCAGAUGAUGCGUUUCGCCGAAUGAUCGGCUUCUUCAGAUCUGACUUCCUUAGUACAAACAGUCUUUAUAAAUCCACCCAAAGGGCGUGACAUAUUAAAAAAAACUAUUCCUACUGGCUAUACCAAAAACCUAAUUACCAAAUUGACGGGAUACAAAAAAAAACUCAAUAAUUGAAAGUUCUCAGUAAUUCGAAGGUAAUAACUUUAAAUAGCAUGCAUUCUAGAUAUACAGUAUUCACUGUCCAUGGAGCUUUUUCUACCACACUCAAUAGACGCCUUUACAUUUGGCGUGGGUGGGCAUUAUAAUUAAUAGCUUGUGGGUCCAGGGAGGGAUCCAAAUACAAUUUUUGAGUCAAGAAGGAAUGUUUCCUAUUUUGAAGCUAUAUUAAAACAGUUUCAAUGUGGGUAUAAUUUUUACCUUUUUUGACAUCAAUAGCAGCAGUAAGUUAAAUGUUGAACUUGAUGGUCUUUUUUUCAACAUAAAUUAGUGUUAAUAUGCAGGAGACCCUGAACAGCAGGAUUAGCAUAAUCUAUUUCCAAGGGCCAACUAUGCAUAAUAUACAGCAUACGUGACAUUUUCAAUAUAUUAUCACGUAAUUCUGUUUUUUAACUCCUGGGUUAUAAAUCCUUUAUCCUUGUUAUUUUCUGCAUAUACUCACUUUAUACUUCGUUAAAGCCAUUCACAAUUAUUAAUGUAGUCACUAACCCUUUAUGUUUAUACCAGACCCCUUUAUAAAAGUGAGAUCAUCGAGCAUGUUAAUAAAGUAUCUGCAUGCGUAUUUUUAAAUUUGAGUUAAAUUAAUUAUUGUGACAUUUGCCAUAGAUUUUGUUUCUUUGCAUCAUGUAUUGAAGUAAGGAAGUAAUUUCGGGCUUUCAACCCUAUGGGGAGAAGGUUAUGUUUGUUUAAACCUGCAGUCACUCACUUUUUUGCUGAGAAGUGAAUACUAUUUCUAACUUAAAGGUGCAUAUUUUUACAUUUAAGAACUGCACAAUAGCAGAUGUUGCUUUUUGAGAAAUGUCUGUAUGCUUAAGAGAUUCUUAGGCUAAUUAUUACAGGACGACUGGAAACAUUUUUAUAACUGUAUUUUGCAUUCUUUGUAAAAACGUGUGAAUGUGUCAGACUGUUGAUUAUUGGUUAAUGUAACGGAUCACCUGGCACCCCGACUGGGUACCUCCAUUGAUGGAUGCUCCUAGCGCUUCUUGAAGGCUCCAAGCACUCUAGUCGACACCACAACCACCACAGGCAGAACCUCUCUUCCUUCCGAGCGAAGCAGGAACAAGCUCUUAAAAGAGCUUAGGAGUGAUUAUAGCAAGGGAAUAUGCAGAGCAUAGCAAUCCCUUGUAGCAGAUUCCCCCUAAUAAGAGAGAGGACUCCAAAUUGAGGAUGAAGUAGAACUGUCUAAAACUUUAUUUUACUUGGGACUAGCCCAUAUGGUCAUUACAUUAAAAUUGCUGUGAAAACUCAAUAAAAUUACAAACAGUCAAAUCAUAGCAAGCAACAUACAGUGACUUAUUAUAACAUAAUUACAUAUUUAUAAAUGGGUGGGGAAGACCAUAAUUAACACAAAAUGUCUCUCCUGCAUGCAGAAUUAGCGAUAUGCAAAUCUACCCGAAUAUGCAAAUUACCAGUCUUGCUAUUCAGGUAGUGCAUAUUACUGUUGCUACCAACAGAGGGCACUACACAAGCUCCAUAGCCAAAUCCAUCUAGUUGGUAGCAAUCCUCAGCAGUGCAGGAGAGCAGGCAAUACAUCCCAGGGGCCAUAGUCACAUGGCAGGAGGCUGGCAAUCAGUCUUCUCCAAUGCCCAGUGGCGAGGCUGGUUCCGCCACAGUGAACACCAACAAAUUCUGGGGCUUUAGUUUGUACGCUUGUUUGGACACUCUACUCGUAUAUCAUACAUCUAUUGUUAUAAUUUAAUAUUUGUCUCGGUUACCUAUUGUACAGCGCCGCUGAAUAUGUUGGCGCUAUGUAAAUAAUUGUUAUUGUAAUUGUAUUGAUUAUUAACUAAACCAAAGGAAUUGCAUUUAAUGAAACCCUGGAAAAAUAGCUGACAUGGAGAUUUCAUUUUAAAAUCAGUCAUUUUGGUCUGAAAAUGUUUAUAUCCUUUUAUCACUUCUUCACAAAUUCCUGGUUUAGUAAAUAGACACCAAUGUGUUUUACAAACGUGUACAGUUAGGUGUCUUUCCGAUAUUGAUACGUAAGAUAUAAUCUUACCUUAAUAUUUACAUUCAGAACACAAUUUAUUUUGACCAAACAUAACAAGGCGUGAGGAGUAUAAACAGAAGAUAGCUCCGUAAAUCCAAAAUCCAUUUGUAUAGUUUUAUUUGCUAAACGUCAAAUUUUAGUGAGCCUAAAAUUGAAUUGCAAAACACAGGCUAAGUAGCCAAGCUGUAACUAUAGUGGAAUGUGAGAUUUUUCCAAAUCAGUCAUUUUUGCCUAUCUUUUGCAAUUUACUUUUCAAUUCACUGAAAUAUAGUGUUUGAAUAAAACCCAAAUGUGCAGUGGUGAGUAGAGUACCCACUUUUUGGCCUUAACUAUGCAAGUCAUUUCUCAACAUGCCACGAUUCUCUAUUUAGCAAAAACACCUCUCUACUUGAAAUGUACUCGUUAAUGGAUGUUGAAAAUAGCACCACUUUGUCAGUGAACAAAACAAUUAAGUCAAAAUGAAAUGAAAUAGGUAUCAGUCUUUUUUACAGAACAUCUGUAAACUCUAAAGAAUUGUAUGGACGAUUGCAAUAUCAGUUAAAAAGAAUCUUAGAGAUCUAUAGAAAAUAGUGUUACAUUUAUUUUUAAUCAAGAAUAUAUACUACACAGGUUCAAACACCUGUACAAAUUCUACACUCCCAGCACUGUAAAUGUAACAGACGAGGCUGAAUAUAGAAUAUUCAUUUUAGCCUUAUUGGUACGGGUCUGACAUUGGCUCCUUUACAGCUAUUAACGAAAUGUGACUUGUUGGGAACUCAAAGUGAAUUUUAAAUGAAUUCCCCAGAUUAAACAAAAUGUCCAAGUUAACUAUAUUUUCAGUUUAGCUAAUUGGCUAAAAGUUUAAAAUUCACUUUGAAUAUGAUUCAAAUCUCCAAUAAUUCCCAUUUUGCCCAUGUUUACAUAUCAACUAUAAGGUUUGCUUUUUUCUAAUGACUUUUACUCUGUUUUGACUCCUUGAGAAGGCUAGUGACAGUCAUGACUAAUUGGACCUGAUGGUAAAAAUGGAACCAGCAGGUUGACAACCUAGAUUUAGAAGUCAUUUACAAUGUAAAUGUUUAUUUAAGAUAUAGCAAGUACUUGAGAAAAUUUGGCAUUGUCUAAAAGUAUUUAUAGGAUGGCUGAUGUGAGCUAUAUUUAUCACUGACUUGUCCAAAGGUUCAGGAGGUGAGUGCGUUAAACAAGCUACUUAAAAUACAGGCACACUGUAACCUGGCAGAUAUCAAACUGUUUCAUCAAAGUGAAGUAAUCUCUAAUAACCUACAGGUGUAUUGGUUAAUGGAUGUAGAGGUAGGUACUGGCUUUAUCUGAUAAAAUCAUGUGGUGUGGACUCCAAUGCCCUGGGGGCCAAUGACGAGCUGGGAAAUGUCAGGGAAUGUGGGGAACCUUCUCCAUAAAUUAGUUAUAACUAGAGAAAUGUCAUUUAUAGGGAACCCCCUCCACCCCCCACACCCUCACAAUUCUUGAGGUGUAUGACUUGAUAGGUAGAGGUGCAUGUUCACCAUUUCCUGCACCCCACAAAAUAAUCUUCUAGCCAUGGGCUGUCCAUGUGUAUGAUUGUCCCACGGGGGCUACAUUUGCUUGUACUCCAAACGUUUACAAAAUAACGAUUUAAAUCUAAGGGUACCUGGUUAGAAACGAGUGCUUCUGUUAGCCAUAUAUACCGACAAUGCUGACUGUGGUGGGAUACCAGGAUAAGGAAUGACUUCGGUGGUGUCUGAAAAUGUACUUACUUUACUUUUGCCAGGCAGCGUUCAGUGUGUAUGAAGAAACCCUACAUGUGGUGAGAGCUAUGUAUUUGUUUGACUCUUUUUCAUACUAGACAAAAUGAAUCACUUUUGAUGUGUACACACUAAUUAAUACGUCAACAUCCUCUAACUACCAUUAUGAUAUAUGCGAUCGAUCAGGAAGUUCUUCAGAGCAGUGGUGAAUGUUUUGGGACGUGUAUAUUUCUUGUCCUUUCAGAUGGCUGUCACGGAACACAUUGUAUCAAUUAUGCAAGAUAUUGGACUCACGCAUGCUUCUGACAGGCUGCGGCUCAUAUAAUGUCAUUUGUCGGCCGCAUCUGGCCAAAGCUUUACUUUAACAUACGGUUUAAAUCUGCAACUCACUGAUGGGAUUCUCAGUAUGAAAAUUUGAGAAAUAGAUCUCUCCACAAAUAUGUCGUCCACGGGUAUCAAACUGACGCCUCCCAGAUGUUGAUGGAGUAAAUCACCCGCAAUUCUCCUGCAGGCUAUGACUGGCAGAGAGUUAUAGGAGUUGUAGUUAAAAAACCCAUCUGUUUCUCAGCAAAGUUUAACAUCCAUGAUGUAAGUGGUUUAGAAGAAGAAGGUACAGAGUACUAAUUAAAUUGUCUGUAUUUACAGGCCCUAUCUCAACCCACAUGUUUAUAUUGUAGCAUUCUUAUUUAGUGAUGUCGAGUCCACUGAUACUUUGAGAUAGCCGGUGUGCACCUAACAUAUACAUAGAGAACUGAACACACACUGUACAUGGAGUUAACUGAUCUGCGUACUAAACUCCAUGCUUGUCUUCUCUCCCCAGCUGCCAAAGAUGUCAGUCACCCGGCAUCUGCUGCUUCUUCUCUUCACGUUCCUGACGUACACACUAGAUUCCGCUAAAGUACACGGGACGUCUGAAACCCUGUGUGGAGGGGAGCUGGUGGACACGCUACAGUUUGUUUGUGGAGACCGGGGCUUCUACUUCAGUAAGUCAAACUCAAUGAACAUUGGGUGGCCCAUGUCUUUAAUUAGCGUCACUGCAGACUUUGUUACAGUCAUGUACAUGUCAAAUUCCCUUUACCUUUCUUCAAAUAGAUUGUUAAUGACCUGGAUUAUGUUCGAUGAUUUACAUAGUAUGAGGAUUGGAAACUUUGAACUCAAAUUAGUGGCUUCACUAUUAUAACCAGCAAUAGCGUAACCACUUCCCAUAGUAAUCUAUAAUUUGCAUUAUCACCAAAAAUAGAAUAAAACUAGACUUUUAGCAAGCACAACCCCUUGGAGAGAAUAUGGACCUGGAGGACAUAAAUAUCUCGGGGCACCUUGUAUCUACUCCCAAAGUCGGUCCCUGCUCGACAUAAAUCACCUCUAGCCACCAUAUUACGGUUUCAUAAUGAAGGGUUAAUCCAAGUGUAUUCUGGUUUGGAAUGGCUUUAUGUUAGGACUAUGCACUGUCAUUGUCAGGUUAGGACAAGGCGUGGAGGCUGGAUGUCAGAUAUAAAAUAGAUUUCUGUACUGGAAAACAUAAAACCUAUAACUUUAAACUUGAAAAACAUCUCUGGGUGAGAUAGUCAGCAGUGCGAUUGUUACAUACACAAACAGACUCGAAAUAUCAUAGAUUGAAAUGUGUCUGGUCUUCCAACUGUCAUAUAUUGGUUUUUCUGAGCCUUGACAGCUGUUUGUGGGUCUCAGCAGAGAGGAGACGAGUUGAGUUCUCUUGGAACAGCUGAUAAGACUUUGUUCUGUGCAGAGUGUGCUGACUGUGCACAUUCCUGCCCUAUGUGUCCUGCUCGGUAAUGUUAGCAGGGGAGAAAAGAAGACCCAGGCAGGAGGCAGAAUGGGGGACAGCAGCUCAGUGAGCCAGGUCCCACAAAGACCCUCUUUGUUGCUUCCUGCAUUCCUCUGGGAGAGUAGAUAGGGAGAGGGGGGUCAUUGUUUACUUCAAAUUCCCCUUUAACUUACUUUGAUUGAUUUGGUAAAAGGGGGAAGGGAGAAUGUUUGAGGUAAGAGAGGGACAAGAAAAAGAUGCAGAACGGAAAUUGCCAGCAUUUUUACUGCACACAUGUCGUGAGAGAGAAAGAUAGACAUUCACAGGAAGCCUGUAUGAACCAACAGGACAGCCAUGUCCUGCUGGUUAAGAUACUAUUUUGCCACAUGAUUCAUUUAGCUGAUUUAUUGGAACUUGGCCCAUGCUAUCGCUCCAUACAGGUCUCUCAAGGUGUUUGGAACUGCAUGAUACAAAACCAUCAUUUAAACUGGCUGAGAAUUAUGGGUUACCAGGAUUAGCUGUCACUGCUCUGGUAUAUUACCUUCAAGAAGUCUCAGUGUUUCCCCAAACUAUUGUAUUUCACCUGAAGAAUCUAUACUGAGAGGUCGAAAGGUUUCACAAAAACAUGUCUCGAAACAUAUCCUCUGCAUUGUUGAGCAGCAUAUGUUGUUAAUAGCAUUGUUAGUCAUUCUUCAGGAAAGAAAUGUCAUCACUAUGAGUCACUAUGUAUUAUUAUCCGUUGAGGCAAACAUCUACUUCAAUAAAAUAUACCUUCUUAGUAUUUAACAAUGCUUCAAAAAAUCCCAGAACAUGUUCUUGAUUGUCACAUAGGACGAUACUGCAGGAAAAACAAGGCAUCAGGUUCUAGUUAAUGACGUGUCACUCUGUGUUUUGUAUUUGGUACCCAGGAGGGUAUAUUACAUUUAAUUGUUGCUAAAUAAAACUCCAAGCCAUCACUUUUACUGUCACUGGGCAAACAAGUAAAGUGCCCGAGUUGCCUAGUUAGAGGGGAGUGAUGCUGCGCUCCAAAACACAGACAGAAUGAUUGGAAGGUGCUCCGCAGACACUUCAAAAUAAUGCUAUUGUUUUUCUUCUAUAAUUAUAUAUUUUGAGAUUUCGUUGGCAGUUUGUAAUUAAAGACAUACUCGUAUAAAAUAAAUAUAUGGGCGGCUACCAAUGUGAAAUAUGUAAGAAAUGUAAAAACAGAUACUCCAUUUACUUAAGAGCUCUGAAUAAUACGAAGUCACACAAACACUGCCUGGCCACAGCUUAUGCCAGAACAAUCCACUAUUUACAUGUGGUGGGCUGCAGAUUUUUCUAAGAUUCUUGUUGAAACUUUAUUAGAUCUCCAGUGUUCUCAGACAGGCCACAGUGAGAUAAAAUGUUUUCUAAUGUCAGUUUCCAGCUGGGCAAUCUUGGCCCGUAUCACCGAUUGGCAUUCCAGAUGUUUGUGAACUCGAAUUCCAUUGAUUUUCAGCCAGGUGCAUUAUUUUCUAGAGGGAAUAAUUGAUAGCGAGGGGUGUAGGAUGAGAGGAACAAUUUGUUGUGUUGCUGCUGGUCAAUGCAGGUCCAGAGGUCCACACACCACUUUUUCAGGUUUAAGAUAUGGAGAAUGGGUGGCUGCUUUCUUAUUACACAUUCUUAUUCACAAUGCUUUCCUAUGGACGCUGGCAUCUUCUCACUGUGAAAUCACAGUGAGAAGCGCGGAAGCGCCUCUAGAGGCUGUCAAUGAGACAGCCACUAGAGGCUGGAUUAACCCUAAUAUAAACAUAGCAGUUUCUCUGAAACUGUUAUGUUUAUCAAAAAAAGGGUUAAUCCUAGCUGGACCUGGCAUCCAGACCACUUCAUUAAGCUGAAGUGGUCUGGGUGCCUAGAGUGGUCCUUUAAGGGCAGUAGGCUUUGUUUGGGAUACAGACAUUUUGGAUUGGAAGAAGGAGCAGCAAAGGAGGGAAAGCUACGAAAGGGGAAAACAAGGAUAAGCUUCGCUACUUUGUUCUAUUUAAGAAUAUUGUUGUAUUGUAGAAUUGUUCAGGUUGUGACAUCGGCAACACACUAGUACCCUCCAUUUGAAGAAAUGACCACGCCUAGUUCUAGGAACUGACUAGUAGCCAAUGAUUAGUUGCCUUGCUAAACCUGUAUAGCGGUUGGGCAAGUUUUCAAGUCCUACCCAACACGGUCAGGGUUUCACUUGCCAAUGGUAACUGCAAUUGAUUUGAUUUGAGUUAGCGCAGAGAUUUCUGUUACCCAGGAAUCAUUUUUCAGCCAGUAUUUUGCAAUCCAGUGUUUGGACCCGUGGGUUCACAUAAUGAGAUAGAUAUGAAAUACCCAGAUAUAUGUAGCUGAAAAGAGAGCUAGCACGAGAGCCGUAUCUGCGUAUGUGUGAAUGGAUGUGUUCCUGGCUGCUCAAUAAAUAGCUAGACAAUGCGUGCUGUGAGUUUGACGGUGAAGUCAUUUAUAUGUAAGGGGAUAUUCAUUGUGUAAAUUGUUUAUUUUUUUAAGCCUAUUUUUCAAACUCUUCGCAGAACUGAUGUGGAGAGUCAAUAUGUUGUUUAUCACAGGGAAGUUUCCACUUGGAUUUUUAUUCCCACAAUAGAAAAGGUGGUCACCAUUUCAAUGUUUGUUUGACUACUUAAGGUGGGACAAAGCAAGUGAACUCCUGGUAGCAUAACCACUACAGUGGACAGUUGUGGUUGCCAGGGCAAGUGGAUUUUUCCACACUGGUCACAAUUUGAUUUCAAAGGAGUGGUGGUGGCUGCUGAUGUGGCUACCAUGGCUAUAUUUGAGAACCACAUCCAGAAAUCCCUAGGUUCCGUUACGAUGAGAGUAUCAUCAUACAUAUAUUGUUCAGGGUAAUCAAUUCCUUAACAUGUUAUUUUGUAGUUAUAAAGCUAAAAUCAGAUAGAUAAAACAGUGCUAUUCUGUUUACUCAGUUACAAAUUAGGGUCCACAAAAGAGUUAACUUGACUCGCAGAACGAAGUUAAUGGAAAAGAGCUGACUGGGCUCAGUUCGACACCCCCUAUCCAGGACUGAAAUCCAAGCCUGUUGUUUACAUGGCUUGCUGUGCUGGUGUAGGAGAGGGGGGGCAAGCUUUGAAUAGGUGGAUAGUAGGUGUCCUGAGGAACUCUAAUUUUAGUUAAGCCGCCAUACAUUUCCAGCAGAGUUUUUUCUGAAUGUCAUGCAUUUAAAAAAAAUGCAUCAAUUAUUAAAAUACAUGUUUUAUGUUACUUUGAAAAUAAAAAGUGAGUGCAGUGCGUUUUAUCCUGUUUAUUUUACUCAUACCAAUGGAGUGAAUACAAUAUUGAAUUAAAUAAAUGUAUUUGUUGAAGCCUCGUGAACACAGAGCCAUUGUUGUGUGUGUGUGUGUGUGUGUGUACAGUGGAUAUACAUGUGAAUGUAUGGACUGUGUGUAUAGUGUAUACGAAUUUACAUAUGUGUGCAUUGUGAUCCUGUAUUGCAAUUCGCACGGUCCUAUAGGGUAAAACCAUGCACAGUAUUUUGUUUUAUUAGACGUUCAGUCACUUUAUUUGGAAAAUUCCCACAGGAGACAGCAUCAGGAUCAACACCAAAGAAAUAUUAAUGUAACAAAGCCCGGCUCGUCUGAGCGAUUACUAACAUUCAAUUUCCCUCUCUAGCGAGAAUUAAACGGUUGCACCAGACUUGUUUAUUAGCAACUCUCUGCACUCCAGUGCUCGGUCAGCCUGCUGCUUCCAGCCCUCAAAGGAGAACUAAAACGUCUCCCCUACCUGUCUACCAGGGAGGGUUUUAUUUCCCCUUCGGCAGCUGAUUACCUGCAGCGUAGCAGUGGGUUGGAGACAGUCCAAAACCCUGGCGUGGACCUUAUUUCUCUUAGUUGUAUAUAAACCGGCCCGCCCUACUCUCCGAAUGCUCCACCCCAGGCGCCCAAAACUAAACAUUAAGUUGUAUAGCAUACAACGCAUACUCCCCCUGGGGUAAAUGCCAUAUGGGAAUAAAAACAGCAUCACAUACCACACCAUUCACUUUAUCACAGCAUGUAUGGAGUGUGUGUAUAGUAUAUAUGUAUUUACAUAUGUGUGCAUGUAUGCAGUGUGUGAAUAUGUUUGGGUGUAUAGUGUGUGUGUGUGUAUGUGUGUGUGUGUGUAUGCGUGUGUGUGUGUGCAUAUAUAUAUGUAUGCAGUGUGUGUGUGUGUGUAUGUGUGUAUAUAUGUAUGUGUGUGUAUUUAUGUAUGGACUAUGUGGGUCUGUUUGUGUAUGUAUAGUAUAAACACAAAUUAAACCCACUGACCGGUGAAGUGAAUAACAUUAAUUAUAUUGUUACAAUGGCACCUGUCAGAGGGUGGGAUAUAUUAAGCAGUAAGUGAACAGUUAAUUCUUGAAUUUCAUGUGUUGGAAGCAGGAAAAUAGAGUAAGAGAGAAAAGAUCUGAGUGACUUUGACGAGGGCCAAAUAGUGAUGGCUAGAUGACUGGGUUAUAUUAUCUCCAAAAUGGCAAGUCUUGUGGGGUGUUCCCAGUAUGCAGUGCAGGGCUCCUGACAGAGCUCAUGGUCUGGGCCCCGCAGGGGCCUGCCCCCGAGUCCGCCCAGAGGGCCGCCCCCUGAGUCCACACACAGGGGUGCAGUGUUUGUAUGAAUUGUGGUGUGUGUGUAUUGGAUGCGGUGUGUGUGUGUGUGUGUGUGUAGUGAAUGUAGAGUCUGUUUGUAUAGUGGAUGCAGUGUUUGUGUGUAUUAGAUGUGGUGUAUGUGUAUAGUGAAUGUAGAGUGUGUUUGUGUAGUGUAUUGUGUGUGUUUGUAUAGUGAAUACAGAGUGUGUGUUUGUAUAGUGAAUGCAGAUUGUGUGUUUGUGCAGUGGAUGUGUGCAUUAGAUGCAGUGUGUAUAGUGAACGUGAAGUGUGUUUGUGUAGUGGAUUGUGUAUAUAAUGAAUGUAGAGUGUGUAUAGUGAAUGUAGUGUGUGUUUGUGUAGUGAAUGUAGUGUAUAUAAUGAAUGUAGUUUGUGUAUAGUGAAUGUAGUGUGUGUUUGUGUAGUGAAUGUAGUGUAUAUAAUGAAUGUAGUGUUUGUGUAGUGAAUGUAGUGUAUAUAAUGAAUGUAGUGUUUGUGUGGUGAAUGUAAUGUGUGUUUGUGUAGUGAAUGUAGUGUGUAUAUAUAGUGAAUGUUGUGUUUUUAUAGUGAAUGCAGAGCGUGUGUUUGUGUAGUGUGUGUGUGUAUAGUGAAUGCAGUGUGCGUUUGUGCAGGCAUGUAAUGUGUGUGUAAAAUAGGAGGGGGGAGGGGGCGACAUAUUUAUUUUUUAACAUUUCUUUUAAACAUAUUAUUUUUUAAUUUAGUUUCUCCUCCCUGCUUCGUUGUUAGUUUUCUGCAUUUUAUUACUGGCUGGAGUGAUCAAUAUUGUAACCCCAGCAUUCAUCAUAUCUAUAAAAUGUCCUGAGAUAGAAAGAGUGCUAUAUUAGAACUUUUAAAUAUUUGCAGAGGUUAAAUAGGGCAAAACUAAUAUCACUAAUAUACACAAACCUAGUCUGCAUUUUUAAAAAUACAAAUUGGCAAACUGGCAUAAGAUGACCGCUAUGUCUUUAUUUAAUGUUCAUGAAAAGCACUGCACUGUAAUAAACCUCACAAUGCUUCUUAUCUGGCCAGGGAGGGGUGAGAUCAGAUUCCCUGGUGGUACGUCCAGUGGGUUGCUCGAAGCCAGCCGCUGGACUCUGCAGAGGGGGCCCAGAACACUCUGACUCCACUUCCCAGCAGCUCCUCUGUGUCUAAUUCUCGCGGCGUGCGUGCUUGCCGUGCGGAGCGUUGCAGUGGUAACCCGUGGCAAUGCUCUAACACUACAGGGCUACAGGGCUCAUGAGCGUUAGGGACAGGGGAGCUGCUGGAAAGUGGAGUCAGAGUGUGCUGGGCUCCCUCUGCAACAAAGAAGUAGCCGGGGGCCUGCAUAUAUCAUAUAUAUAUAUCUCUAUAUCUAUAUAUAUCUAUCUAUCUCUCUCUCUCUCUCUCUCUAUAUAUAUAUAUAUAUAUAUAUAUUUCUAUAUAUAUCUAUCGGUAUUCGCAAUGUGGGGCCCCCUAGGACUGCCAGGCCCAUGACAACCGUCAUGGUUGUCAUGCCCUAAAGGCGGUCCUAAUGCAGUGGUUAGUACCUACCACAAAUGGUGCAAGAAAAGACAAACAGUGAACCAGCAUCAGGGUCAUGGGCGACCCAAAGCUUAUUGAUACUUGUAGGGAGCAAAGGCUAAUCCAUCUGGUCUGAUCACACAGAAGUGCAAUUGUAGCCCUUGAUAGAAAGGUGUUGGCCUUCAAAUUCCCAGAUCUCAAUCAAAUUGAGCAUUAGGGGAGGGCUGGAACAACGAAUCCGAUCCAUGGAUGCCCCACCUCAGAACUUGCUGGACUUACAGGAUCUGCUGCUAAUGUCUUGGCACCAGAUACCACAGGACAUGUUUGGAGGUCUUGUGAAGUCCAUGCCUCAAUGCAUCAGAACUGUUAUGGCAGAACGACGGGGCGCUAUGCGAUAUUAGGCAGGUGGUUUUACUGUUGUGGCUGAUCACUCUAUGUACAUGUGUAAGUUUGCGUGUCUACCUGCAUGGUGUUGGUGAAUGUGUUUGUAUAUUUUAUAUACAUGUUUAUGUAUAUAUGCCUGAAUGUACGGGGUGCUGGUUUUGUGUGUCUGUGUGUGUGUAUGUAUGCUACACAUUUUUGUUUAGAUAAAAAAAUAAACACAAAUAUGUCUGUGCACAUGUGUGUGUGUGCAUAUACAGGUAAAAAUACAUUUCUAUUUAGAUAAAAAAAUAAAAUAUACAUAUACAUACUGCAAGCCAGUGUAGAGUCUCUUCUCGCUGACUAUCGAGUGGUUACUGUUGCACUUUUCUUUUAAGUUAAGGAAUGAAGAAUGUGGUUCGUGUUAAAGUGCUGGAGAUCUGUGGUAUGACACAUUUUUUAGAAUUGUCUUAGUACAACCCUGCUAUUUCUGCAGAGUGAAAACUAAUAAUCUCAGCCAGUUUAGAAAGUCAAAGGAUGUGCUGCUAAAAGCCAGUUAAUGCAGAUUUAACACAGCUGCCAUGACUCACAGUGAGGAAUCAUGUCUAAUCCAAUGAUACAAACAACAGACUACGAAUCCCCAUUCUCAGGCGUUAUAAUUUAAUUUAUUUGUAUGUAAAAGGACUGUUUUUCUAACCUCUCACAGUGAUGGCUAGCUUUGGGACACAGAGUAUCAUUCACGGGGAGUGACCUAUGGAAACGUGUUUCUUCAGCAUUACAUUUCAUUACGUUUCAGUUUUAUAGUAUGAAUUUAAAGUUAUUUAAUAGUGAUAAUAAUAAUUGGUGUUGUCCUUUGUUAAUUAUUAUAUUUGUAUAUGUAAGUGCCGUUUGUGUGUGAAAAAUGCAACAAAUUGCUCUUUCACUGAAGAUAUCAUCGCUGUAAUUUGUUUUACUGUUUUGAAACACUAAUAUUUGUGUCCAGCGAAGUCUCCCGAGUCAAACAGUAACCCCCAUGUACAGGUUUUAGGGUGUCCUGGAAAGUUACAGGCUUAAAUAUAGCAAAUUAAAUUCUCUGGUCUUUCUUCAAAUUAUAAUUAAUAAAAUGACUUAAUUAUGUAAAAAUACUAAAUAAAUAUAUUUGUAGAAUUUAAAUGUGUGUGUGUGUGUAUAGAUAGAUAUGUGUAAUGAUAACAUCAUUCUAAAUGUAUUUUGAUGUAAAUGUAUAUUAAUAUCAAAAUACAGUUAGAACAAAUUUAAACCGUAUGUAAUUCUUUUUAAAUUUAAUUUAAUUUUUGUAAUAAUUUUUUCCCUUUUUUUCCAAUUUAUUUAUUAUAUAUUUUUAUUUUAUUUAUAUAUAUGUAUAUAUAUAUAUAUAAUUAACGCCAUUCUAAGUGUAUUUUAAUAUUAAAAUACACUUAGAAUAAUGGAUUGUGUAUGUGUAUAUAAAAGUACUUAGAAUAUAUAUAUAAUCUAAGUACUUUUAUUGACUUUAUUAAACUUUUUAGUAACUUUUAUAUACUUUCUAAACUUUUGUACAGGCAUAAGGGGGACAGCCUGAAAGCUCAGACACUCCCCCUGCAGGCACUGCACAAGCCGGCUAUUCUGGCCAUGUGAUCGCGAGGACCCCAUGAUCACAUGGCCCGGGGCAAGUCCCCACAUCAGAGAUCAGGAAAGUGCAGAUUUGGGAUCGGACCUUAAUCUGUAUACCGUACAUUAAGCUGUAUAUUAUACAUUAUGCUUUAUAUUGUACAUUAAGCUGUAUACUAUACAUUAAGCUGUAUACCGUAUAUUAAGCUGUAUACCGUUCAUUAAGCUGUAUACUGUAUAUUAAGCUGUAUACUAUACAUUAAGCUGUAUACUGUACAUUAAGCUGUAUACUAUACAAUAAGCUGUAUACCGUACAUUAAGCUGUAUACCGUACAAUAAGCUGUAUACUGUACAUUAAGCGGUAUACUAUACACUAAGCUGUAUAUACCAUACAUUAAGCUGUAUACCGUACAUUAAGCUGUAUACCGUACAAUAAGCUGUAUACUGUACAUUAAGUGGUAUACUAUACACUAAGCUGUAUAUACCAUACAUUAAGCUGUAUACCGUACAUUAAGCUGUAUACUAUACAUUAAGCUGUAUACCGUACAAUAAGCUGUAUAUACCAUACAUUAAGCUGUAUACCGUACAUUAAGCUGUAUACUAUACAUUAAGCUGUAUACUGUACAUUAAGCGGUAUACUAUACACUAAGCUGUAUAUACCAUACAUUAAGCUGUAUACCGUACAAUAAGCUGUAUAUACCAUACAUUAAGCUGUAUACCGUAUAUUAAGCUGUAUACUAUACAUUAAGCUGUAUACUGUACAUUAAGCUGUAUAAUGUACAAUAAGCUGUAUACCGUACAAUAAGCUGUAUAUACCAUACAUUAAGCUGUAUACCGUACAUUAAGCUGUAUACUAUACAUUAAGCUGUAUAUUGUACAUUAGGCUGUAUACUGUACAAUAAGCUGUAAACUGUACAUUAAGCGGUAUACUAUACACUAAGCUGUAUAUACCAUACAUUAUGCUGUAUACCGUAUAUUAAGCUGUAUAAUGUACAAUAAGCUGUAUAAUGUACAAUAAGCUGUAUACCGUACAAUAAGCUGUAUAUACCAUACAUUAAGCUGUAUACCGUACAAUAAGCUGUAUACUGUACAUUGAGCUGUAUACUAUACACUAAGCUGUACAUACCAUACAUUAUGCAGUAUACCGUAUAUUAAGCUGUAUAAUGUACAAUAAGCUGUAUACCGUACAAUAAGCUGUAUACUGUACAUUGAGCUGUAUACGGUACACUAAGCUGUAUAUACCAUACAUUAUGCUGUAUAUUGUAUAUUAAGCUGUAUAAUGUACAAUAAGCUGUAUAAUGUACAAUAAGCUGUCGUUGUUCUAGUGACUAUAGUGUCCCUUGAGGAUUGUGAAUAUUGUGAUGUCUUUAUUUUCUAUUUUCAAUUUUCUUUCUUUUUUUAACCCAUAUAUUGUUUUCAUUGUAUUAUUUGUAUGUUUGGCUUUGUUUGAUAUAUUGACCCUCCAUUUUGCUCAUUUUAGAGGACAAUGUUUCAGGGUAGUAUUGUGUAAUAUUUUGAUGGCAAUUGCUCUUUAAAACUUCUAUUGUUUAACUUUAUAUUUUUUUAUCCAACUUCUUUAGUUAAACAUAUAAACGUAAAAACCAGUGAUUGAGGAAGCUGAUUAGCAGAUAUAUGUAUAUAUCAUUUUUUAUUUUCAUGCAAAGGUUAAAAAGACAUUCUCUUUCUCCUAGGCAGGAAUAAUGGGCGCGUCAAUCGCCGGCCAAGACAGGGCAUUGUGGAGGAGUGUUGCUUUCGGAGCUGUGACUUAGACCUGUUAGAGACAUACUGUGCAAAACCUGCCAAGAAUGAACGGGACUUAUCCACAGCACCCGUCACAGCCAUGCCACCACUGAACAAGGUGAGUUAGAGAGCUUAUCUUAUAUCUGAAGGUUUGAUCACUUUGCCAAUCUGCUGACUUGGCGCAUGGUCCAAUAGACACUAUGCAAAAGAUAAGAACAGAGAGUUAAUCUGAAAGUUUAUUCAAUUUGCACUGUUUGCAGAUCCCACCAACAGUCAAGGAAAAAAAGAUGAAUCCUUUACUUUGCUGAUCUGGUUAUUUUUAUUAUUAUUAUUAUUACUACACAUUUGUCCAGAUCUGCUUUUUCAAAGUAUAGACAGAUUCUUUUUAGCAUGUUACUUGGCGUUUUUAUCUGGUCUUUGCUUAUCACUUUCUGCACCCCUGGUUUCUGUUGGAGUACAAUAAGAGUGAUUGGCCAUGACCUGGAUGCCCACGCUAUAUUGCCUUCAGAAUUUUUAUGUUUUCAGAGAGAAAUCAAUAAUAAGAAAAUGUCAAGUCCCUCAGUGCCCGUGGAAAUGAAUCCCAUUUGGGUGUAUUCACUUAAACAUGGGAAUCUGGAGAAUUAACUAGAAACUUGUAACCAAACUAUAAACACUGCUCACUUCACCUACUAUUUCUGAGUGGUUAUUUGGGUCUAACGCUUGCAAUACCCUUGUAAGUUCUCCAAGACUGAGAUUGCCAAUGGACAGCAGUUCUGUAGGUGUAGACCUCCAACUUCCCCAGGAGAGUAAUGUACAUCUAAUUCUGCAUCGAAAUCUGGAGUGUUUAAGAAGAGUCCCUAUAUAUAUAUUGGUGAAGGGUCCCAGAAAACAUAGUCAUAUUGUUCAGUAAAACAGUCAAGACCAAGUGGCCCAGUAACAUUAAUUUGUCAUAAAUACAAUGUGUUUUACAGCCCACAAAGAUUUUUAAAAAGAAUGCAAUAUCUUUGAGUUUAUAUUUCAAUACUCAUCUCUAAGUAUAUUGUAAAAAAAUCUAAAUUCUAGAAUACAAUGAGAAUGUUCUUUGGUGCUCGAUCAUUAAUGGUUCCUGAAAAAGGAGAGAUAUGAUAUCACAAACAAAGUUGUGCUAUUAAACUCUUUAUCAUCCUCCUUAUCUUAUUAAAAUCAAGAAGAGACCACAUUUUCAAAAUUCAAACACAGUGUUUUCCCUCUUACAGGAGCUGUACCACAAGCAUUCCCACACAAAGUAUUCCAAAUAUGACAUUUGGCAGAAGAAGUCCGCCCAACGCCUCCGGAGAGGAGUCCCUGCCAUUGUGCGUGCGCGCCAGUACCGGUGGCGUGUGCAAGAGAUUGAAGAAUCUGAGCAAGCCAUGUCACACCGUCCCCUUACCACCUUACCAAGGAAGCGACCUCUCCAUCUGCAACAUGCCUCAGAGACCUCUCUCAAUUGAGCCGGGGACACUUUCUAAGUAGGAUUCCACUGCUUUCAAGUUCUAUUUUCAUAUUCUUUUCGUCAUCUCUGAAUGGGGGGGGGGGGCUAAGGUCAUGCCUUCCCCCUGUGUAUAUUCCAGUUGGGGCAAAAUAGGUGCCCUCGUAGCUUCACAUGACAUCUCAACGAAGAACAAAUGGAACAAAUUGAAAGAUGCCAAAGCAGGACCCCUGAUUGUUUUUGGCUGGAAAGAUUUAAUGGAUAUUUUGUGUCCCAAUAUUUUGUGUAUUCCAAACAUCAAAACAUAUGUCUGUAUUUGUGCACUACAUGUGUGUAAUAUAUAUAUAUGUAUAUUCCUGUGUGUGCACAUAUAUAUGUAUAUUACAUAUAUAAGUGUAUGUAUAUUUGCACAAAAACAGGUCGUUUCUGCUAAUAUUCAGCUUACAUGUGCCUUCUCGAACAAACAAAAGUAUUAAAAGUGAAUGUUCAUCCAACCUUGAGAAAUGGGUGGAAAGCAGAGAAAUCUGUGUCAAAGGGAAACGGAUCUCCCUUUUCGCACAUAUGGGCUCAUAUUUUUACACAAUGUAAUAUUUUCUUUAUUUUCACAUAGCAUUUUUUGUCAGUGUCCACAUUUUUGCACCUUUUUCUAAUGCUCAAAAAAAUGUUUUAAAGAGCAUGGGAGGUAUUUUUUAUUUGUUUGUUUUGUUCGAUUGUUUUUCUUGACUCUAUGUCAGCUGGUCCUGCAACAUAAUGCUUUGCACCAGGCUGCAGCCCUCUUGGGUAACAUAGGGGUUAAGCACAAGAAUUCCAAAUGUAUUUGCACCUUUCUAAUUGAUAAGAACUAAGACAUGGGGAAGUAGGCAGAACUUUGUUUUUUUUUAUAAUUUGUGAGUGAGCGCUGUCUGCUUUGCACAUGUGCCACGGAUUACAAUGAUUAUACAUAUGUAUAAUAUCUAUGUGUAUUAUAACUUUUUUGGGAGGGGGGGGAAGGUAAAACUCAAGCACUAUUUUUUAUGGGAAUUUUUUUUUUUGUAUAGCAACAAAAGAAAGGGAUGUGAUAUUUUAAAUAUGAUAUGCUAUGUCGCUAUGGUCAUUCAGAGGGCAAAAACCGUGGUAAUAUUUUGAAAUAUUGCCUGCAGUAUAUACAGCCAGGUUAUAUGGGGACCUUCAAUAAUCUGGGUACUAACAGCUAUAUUGACCAGAGAAUUGCAAAUUUUAGGUCAAGAUUUCAAAAAUCCUUCUACUUUCCCUGGCUAUUUUGGCAUAAAAUGGGCAAUUCUUUGGUGAAUUCAAAGUGUAUACCCAAUAUGGUUGAAAAUUGAGCAGCAUUGGGAGACCCCCAUGGAACUUAUCCAGACCAUAGCAUGAACAUUAAUAAUUAAUUAUACAUAGAACUUGGAAAAAAAAAGUAUAUACUUUUCGUUUUAGGAAAAGUAUCUAUUUUUCUCCUUCCUCUGAGUAGUGUAGAAGGUGUCAUUCGAUACGAAAGCCACUCGCCUGUUCCUGCAAAAGUCUUUCUGUGUAGACACCCUUAGGCUGUAUCUAGGGAAAAGGGGGAGAACAUAUUUACAUUAUAUUAAACACACAGUUUCCACUUAGCAUGUAUUUUUCUACAGGUUGAACGUAUCAGAUAACAUAUUAGACUGGUUCUGUAUUCCAUUCGUAGAAAAAUGAUGUUUAUUUUAUAAUUCCGGGUAAACAGCGAAACGUAAAAUAAAAUCACCAUAUUUUACUAUUACCUUUCAGUAAUAGGAGAUUAGGUUUAUUGUCAUGUUACUGCAUCGUUAGUGGCAGUGAAGGGUCAGGUUGCCAGUCAUGUCUUUUUAAAUAUUAAAUAUCUAAAAUGAAAAAUACAAAUAACAGCGAAAUAUAAGAACUCAUUCGAUACUUUACUUUUAUCAAUGAGAUUUGGGGCACACUUUUAAAUGAACUCCUAGAAACAUAGAAUGUGACGACAGAUAAGAACCAUUCGGCCCAUCUAAUCUGCCCAACUCUUAUCCCAAUUUAAAAGAAAUUACCGAUUUGCAAGGAAAUGUUUCACCUUAACUGAUAACAAAACAAAGUGUGGUUCUUUAAGUGCAGUUAUAUUUUAAAUGGAUGUUUCCAAAGCCAAAGAGUCAGCCUCUCUCCCUCAAAAGACAUAAUGUAACAUGUACAUCAUGGUAGGUACAAUGGGUGUCCAACAAUAUUACCCGUUAUUCUCUGCCAAACACAGUCCGACAACAGGUAAAGUCGUGUAGUAUACACCAAGUGUAUACUGUACUUUGCACAGUACUUAGCCAGAGCUUUUGGAGAGCCACUGAUUUUUAUGGAGAAAAAAACCUUUAAAAAUAUAAUCUGUUAAGGAAAAUACACUUUGUACUUUUAAACCCCAGUACACCAAUGAUUGUGUCUUUACAAUACAAGAUACCAUUAGGGAAAACCUUGUCAAUUCAUUCUGUCAAUGAAUGUCUAUGUAAGGUUUAGCCUCCAAACAUUGAAUUGUGAUGAUUUGGGUUCUGUAUUCUAAAUUGUCCAGUAUAUUCUAAUUUUCACUGUUUUAUGUGCCUAAUUUGUGAAUUAUAUCUUAAUUCACAACAAUUCGCUGUUAAGUGAAUUAAUUGAAUCUUUUUUUCACAAAUCACAACAUUUAUUUUGCAGAAAACAUUUGACCAAAAACUUAGCAAAAAUCACACAUUUUUAAGAUUAAUAGUCGUGCAAUAAUUGACUUCUUUUAUGUUAAUUUGUGACUGAUACAAUUCAUUUUGUUAACAGAAUUAGAUAUCAUGGCUAAUAUUGUGUCGUUUGUAUAAGCCAAAUAACCCCAUUGAUUUCACAAGCGAAGUUUCAACGUAAGCACACAUUAUUGUAGAACACCAGAAAGUCUGUAUCUAUCUGUGAUCAUUCUACUAAGUUACCCAUCAUUUAUUACCAGAGUGACACCUAGCAAUGGAUGUAGCUAUGAUGAUGCCAUGGUGCAUUAAAAGCUUUCCAUUGGUUUCAUUUAUAUAGUAUAAAAAUGGCAGCAACAGGCACAAACUAAUGUUCAUGACUGAUGAUGAUUAUAUAACCAUUAGGUAAAUUGAUUACUGAAUUUGCUAUGAAAAGGUUUAAACCUUCGAUACCAGUCGCUGCCCUUUGCAGAGCCGGUAUAAAUAGUAGUUUGUUUAGUCGAUGGAAUAUCGUGCUCUCCGCAGUUAAACAGAGAGGAUUUUCACAUAUACACAAACCAUAUAAGUUGUCAGAGGAAUUGCAAUACAGGGCUAAAACAAGUUGCACUGUCAUUAUGUAGGCAGGAUGGUAUAUAUUUCUGAGAAGUUACAUCGUUCUCAGAACCAUUCACACAUUCUCAUUUCCCACAUUAAGUGCUACUGCUUUACAUAGCAUUUUACAAUAACAUUUAAAAAACUUUGGUCAAAUCACUCGCAAAGAAUUUGUCACAAACCUAGGUCUCUUUGUAACAUAAUCAUUGCAAUGAGCUGCAGUGGUUAUGGUACUUAGACUGUCCUUUUAAGCUGGGACUUAGAUCAAUUACCUGAAACCAGUUCUCUGUGUCUACCGAGAGUAUAGCUUGUAUCUGUUCCCAAAUGCCACCAAAAUUGAAAAAUCAAUAAAUCCAGAAAUAAUGACACUGUCCCUGAGCAAAGGUUUGGGAAGUACUGACUUGGUCUAAAUCAUCAUCCCAAUAUAAUAUGCUGUGGUGAUAUUUUCCAGCUUAUAAACUGGACAAAGUUGACCAAAAUAUUGUCUACCAUGGGCAAGUAUGAACUGUGUUAUCCAUCUCAACUGAAGAUUAGUUUUCUUUUUGGCCAUAACCCAUGUUUCCUUUGUUUUAAUCUCAUUGUCUCUCCACUACAUGCUGCCAUUCACAGAAUCAUUUAUGCGAUGCUUGUUGGUCCUUCUCUGGUAGAGAUUUCUGCAACGUAAUGUCAGCCACACAAGUAUGAAUGCAGCUAUGUAGGUAGCACAAUGAGAUUGCUUACCUGCGUUAUCUACACCAUGUAAAGAACAAAAAUGAAAAGACUACUUGAAUUAUACAAUAUUUUACAUCAAGAAUGAGUAAUGUGAGCUUGGGUGGGCGGGCUCCAGGGGUGGAGGAAGUAAUUAGGUAUUUUUACUGUGUAAUCCAUUUUUAUAUGAUAUUAAUAUUAUUAUCUUGCAAUGUUGAGCCAUGAUGCAUUUUUUUUUAAAAAAAAGUAAAAAAAAAAUAAAUAAAAAAAAUACGACACUGCAAAUACGAUAGAAAGAAAAAAAACAGCCUUAUUUAUUGAUGUUACAAAAUGAGGAGUAAAAAAAACAAAAUCAAAACUUCGAAAGGGGGAGCAACUUUUUGAUGUCUUAUUUUGUUCCUUCUAGUUUGUACCUUUUGAGAACUUUAUAAAUGCUUUGUACCAAAAAAAAAAAAAAGAAAUUGAGAAAAAAAAAUUCUGAAAGAAAAAAUAAAUAAAACCUAUUCAACUUUAAUAAACAGCAACAAUAAAUAGUAACAUCCUAUUCGGGUUGUUUUCUGUGUAAACAUAUAUCAGAUGGUUAUUAUACUUUUUUUUCGAAGAGCGGUUAGUAGUCAUCGUAACCGGUCUGAGCCAUUUCCAUCUUAGAAAUUCAGCAAUUUCUUCAUUUCAGUAUUUCAGUGUUGAAACUACAAUGCAUAUUGUCUGACGCCUUAAAACCUGACAAUACCUGUUUAUUGUUGGGUUGGCUGUUCUGUAAAAUGUAGGAAUCUGUUACAAGAAGGUUCUUGUUUGUUGCCUUAUCAGAAUGGCUUCUCAGACUCUGAUGCUUUCUUCGACCUGUGUCUACACAAACCAAUGCAGCUUCCGGUAUCAUUUAUCUGCAUUCUCACAUAUUGUACAAUAGCGUGUCCAUCUCACGAAGGACUUCAACAUGAUUAAUAAAAUAGAGAAUAAACAUCACAUAUAUUCAUUUUUUAUUGAAACUUUCAGGCUUUUCUUUUCUCGGAUUUUAAUAAAUAAACAUUACAUCACAAUAUUGUAUCAUACACUUUCUGCCUUACUUACUGGAAAAAACUAAACUAAAAAAAAACAAAGCAAUUAUUGAUGCAAUUGACUUUUAAGGGUCUAUGUUUCAUAGAGCCAAAGUGCGGUGCCAUUGAUUCAGCCAUUUGGAGGCCACUAUAGAACUGGAACAGCCAUAGUUACAUGGAUGGAUUUAGUGGUCUCUGCACUAUAUGAAGGAAUUGUUUUCUACGCACUGCCACUGGACUGUUGGCUUUUCUUAUGCACAACUGAUGGAUUCUUUCAUGGCAAGUAUAGGGCGUGUGCCAACUUGCCUAAACUGUGCACUCAGCAUAAUAUGCAACUCAACAACGCCCAGAUUCUGCACCUAUUGUACCUUUUUGUUUUUUUGUAAUAUCAUAUCAAUAAAGCAAAUCUAUUGAACCACAAGGAAAGUAUGUCUUCUGCAUUUAUUGAUUGUUCUAUGUUACGUGUCCAGAAUAUUUCUAGCACUUUUUGUUGGUCAGUUUUUAGGGCCGGG
Molecule: messenger RNA, 26048 nt
Organism: Pelobates cultripes (western spadefoot toad)
Lineage: Eukaryota; Metazoa; Chordata; Amphibia; Anura; Pelobatidae
Source: the annotation of a GenBank genome assembly